Molecule: messenger RNA, 603 nt
Organism: Trypanosoma cruzi
Lineage: Eukaryota; Euglenozoa; Kinetoplastea; Trypanosomatida; Trypanosomatidae
Product: trans-sialidase, putative
Exons: 1
Source: RefSeq, a predicted model, not a curated record
AGUUAUGGCACACAACCAUCAGUUGAGGAUGGAGAAGCGGAUGGCAGGAGUGGCGGAUCAGUGUCUCCAGUGACUGCGUCGUUGAGUAUGGAUACGGCCGCCGGACCAGUGUACGGUGACCAACAAGUGCAACAAAGCACUGAGCCUUCCGCUGAAAAUGACGACGUGCGGUCCACUGGAACCGGAACCACCGGCGCGGAGGAAAGCCUCAGCCUCGAGGCGGGGGACGGAAAUUCCGAGAGAACAAUGAGCUCAGACAGCAGCCUCACUCCUUCAAAGAGUGACGCCGAACCGAGAUCCGCGGAGGACACCGACAACAUCUCUUGGACUGAGAGGGCUGAAUUUUCUGUUGAGGACAGCAAGGAGGUGCCACAGACGGUCGACACCGCACCGGGCAACACAAGCACCACGCCUGGGGAAACCAAGAUCCCGUCGGAGUCCAACGCAACAACCCCCUCGGACACUGACAUUUUGCUUGAGAAGGGGCAUUUGGGCGAGUUGUCGGGCAUGGCUCUAUUUGGUGACAGCACCGUGCAUGGGUAUGUGUCUCGGGUGUUGUUGCUGCUGCUUCUGGGGCUGUGGGGCAUUGCGGCUCUCUGUUGA